UUUAGCAUCGUCCGAGCACUGUUCCUUCAUUUGCCGUGGUUUUAAGGAUAUAUUUGAAGGUAUAUAAACUGGUCGCGGGAGCGAGCGCAGUAAGGAAUGUUCACCCUGCGCUCCGACAGGUUUCAGCGAAUUAUAAACGAAUAGUACAAGAGGAAAGGACAUGAACAGCAUGAUGGACAUUCCAUCAACUCCCCUCUUACUACUGUCAUUCCUCCAGCAAAGUCCUAGUCUGCCUUGUGAGCUACAGAGGGAGCUAGAGAAUCUGCACUGUGAACUCAGAAGUGCAGCUCACAAAGGAUUAAAGGACGAUAUAGAGUAUCCCGAGGACCAUGACUUUGGCAUUGAAUGCGAUGGCGAGCUGCAAACAGACGGACACUCGUUUCACAGGGGUCUACACGAUCUUCCUCAAGCUGAUCUUGUGUUACCAGUGCAUAAUGAAGUGCUCAUGGUGAGGGAGGUGGCUGCUGAGCUCAUUAGAAUGGCAGAUGAAUUCAAUGAGAUUGUUGUCUCUCAAGCCGCUGAGUGUCUGGCCAAGAAACUCAGCAACUCUUCAGAAGAGGGCUGGUGGAACUGCUUGGCUCAGGGGGUUGAUGGCUUACUCAAGGAGAUGCCUGGUGUUCACACUGAGCGAAUGGUGAUGGCGCUCACCUUCUCCCUGGUGAAGGCGGUCUGUGAACGCACGCCUCGUCUGCUGCGUGGCCUGUAUAACACCAUGACACAAUAAACUUUCAUGACAUGAUUAAAGUGCUUUGUGUCACCCAAGUGUCACCUAUAUUCUCAGGUUACUGUUUUAAGUUUUACAUAACCAUAUAGUCAGUGUUUACUUGCCUCUCAUUAGAACAAUUAUAUGUGAUGUUUUUUUGUUUGUUUGUCUGAUUUGUCAGUAUGUAUUCAGUGUAUUGAAUUAAUUUUUUGAAUUUAUUUCUUGUCAAAGAAAACAAAAAUGAAUGAACUGUGACGUUACUGACUUUUUUCCCUAUGAUUUAACACCCUAAUAAAGGUAUUGUAAAUAAAAUUA
Messenger RNA from Hemibagrus wyckioides, 1018 nucleotides. It is a transcript of the gene bida, whose product is annotated as BH3 interacting domain death agonist. The transcript is spliced from 4 exons. Gene Ontology annotation, biological process: apoptotic mitochondrial changes; positive regulation of intrinsic apoptotic signaling pathway; positive regulation of extrinsic apoptotic signaling pathway. Gene Ontology annotation, cellular component: cytoplasm; mitochondrion; cytosol. The record is from RefSeq and is a predicted model, not a curated record. NCBI's taxonomy places the organism in Eukaryota, Metazoa, Chordata, Actinopteri, Siluriformes, Bagridae. The coding region runs from base 161 to 724 and encodes 187 amino acids.